Racocetra persica is the source of this 1264-nucleotide messenger RNA. NCBI's taxonomy places the organism in Eukaryota, Fungi, Glomeromycota, Glomeromycetes, Diversisporales, Gigasporaceae. The record is from the annotation of a GenBank genome assembly.
CAUUUCACUUUAUGGUUUCUGUCCAAAUUGUAACGAACCACGAACUCAUUAUCUCUGGUGUCAACCAUGUGAAGCAAAACAAUUUCGUGAAAAUUUUAGCAAUUGGACCAGUGGAAAUAUAGAAAUAGAUCAGUUUAUUCAAGAAGCUCAGCUUUCAUCGACUUCAACGAAAAGUGUAUUUGAAUGGAUACCAUACAGUGAACUUUCUUCCCUCAAAUUAAUAAAAGUCGAGUCUCCACCAAGUGCAUUUGAUUGUCCAUUAUCUCGAAACGACCACAGAAGUAAUAAAUCAGGAAUUGAUUGGUAUGGGAUAUCACAAGAUCCAGAAACAAAUGCACUCAUAUCAGUUGGUGAAUAUGCUGAAAAAGGGAUACUUCUUGAAUAUCUACGAUCAAACUGUAUUAAUUUGAAUUGGAAAACUAGGAUCAAUUUCUUAUGGCAAAUUUCUAGAGACUUACAAUCUAUUAUCGAUUCUGGAUUUGUUUCAACAGCAUUAGGGACAAAUUCAUUUUGUAUAAAAAAUGAUCAGAUCAUUGCAUUUAGGGAUUUUGUUUGUGUGGGUGAUAAAAGUGAUAUAGAUUAUAACAAUAACAGAUUCUAUGCUCCAAGGUGUCAAGCACCAGAGUACUUAAAAAAUUUUAUUGCCACUGAAGAAAGUAAUAUAUACUCGUUCGGUUUAAUCAUGUAUAAAUUCUCAUCACCAUAUGUUAAAGAAGUUCAUGAGGAUUCUAUCUUAGACCUUACACCUAAAGGUGCACCGAAAUCCUAUGUUGACCUAAUGAAUCAGUGCUUGAACGAUAAUCCGAAAUUACGUCCCUCAAUAACGCAAAUAGUCAAUACAUUGGGUGAAUGGUAUCUUGAGGUAGAACGAAAUAUUGAUACACAAAUCGUUACUGAAUUUCGGAUAGCUGACGAAUUUCGUCAAGCAUCCCAAAUGGAGGAGUUUAAUAAAAAGUUGAAAAUUGAUCUGGAUGUGAUGCCUCUAAUGGACAAAGAUAUUUCUCCGGGAUCUCUUUUAUCAAUUGUCCAUAAACUCGGUGUUGAUUUAAUCGAUAUUAAUCAAUUUACUGAUAGAAAGUGUAUUAAAGAAGGUGGUUUUGGUUUCGUUGAAAAAGCUCUGUGGAGACGAACAAACAAGUAUAUUGUUUUGAAAAAAAUCAAAAACAUUUCAGCGAUUAAUUAUAGAGAACAUAAAGCGUUUAUUCAUGAAUUAAGGAUACAUAUUCGACUUGACCUAAUGGACCGAAUUGUGAGAAUGUUCGGA